Molecule: messenger RNA, 3781 nt
Organism: Danio rerio (zebrafish)
Lineage: Eukaryota; Metazoa; Chordata; Actinopteri; Cypriniformes; Danionidae
Source: RefSeq, a predicted model, not a curated record
AGAGGGCGAGAUUUCCCCAAAAACACUCAACAGGUGAGAUUUAACGACUAAAAUUAAAGUAUACUCGCGGAAGGCCGCCUUUUUUACGCGGUGCCCGUGGAGCUUGCUCUCCACCGGGACUGAUGGACCGCCUUUACACGCCUUCAGCUCCAGAAUAAAACAUAGUACACGCGCGCAUGCGCGCACACACAUAGCUCUUCACUCCCGUUAAAUCUACAGCCCUGGGGAAUCGGAGACACUUGUGGCACAGAGUGAUGAAUUCAGAGCGCACAGGAGGACGCAGUUUCUGUUCAUCAGACCGUGAAGACAUUUACAACUAAAGGGUUAUUUACUGAACAUCUCCAAACUUUCAGAGAGACUGCGGACAGAUGUGCUGAUCCAGAUCUGAAGCCAGCAGCGAAGAAAACAGCAAUACCUCUGGAGACGAGAAAGAGAGAAGUGCACUAGAAAGUGAACACGGAGCAACGAGAUGGAUCCGUUACCUGUGGAUUCAGGAACAGUGGAUGAGUUGGUGGACAUCUGUGUACAGUCCUUUGAUGAUGCCGGCGCAGUCAAAGACCCUUCAUUUGUUCGAAUGUUCCUCAUGAUGCAUCCGUGGUAUAUAUCGUCCACCGAUCUGUCCAAGAAGCUGCUGCUUAAGUCACAGGAGGGCAGCGAUGAUGAGCUCAGAGCCAAAAUAUGCCACCUCGUCAAGUUCUGGAUUUCGGAGUUUCCAGCAGAGUUUGAUCUGAAUCCUGCGUUGGCUGAUCAGAUUAAAGACCUGAGGGACAAUCUGAACACCGGAGGCAAUGAAACACCGAGCCAACUCAUUGAUGUGGAGAGUGUGCCCUCGUAUAAAUGGAAACGACAAGUCACCAAGAGAGUCCCAUCCAUGUCAAAAAGGAGGAAAAUGUCUCUGUUGUUUGAUCACCUGGACCCCUAUGAGCUGGCCGAGCAUCUGACCUACCUGGAGUACAAGUCCUUCUGCAAGAUACUGUUUCAGGAUUACCACAGUUUUGUGAUGCACGGCUGUACGGUGGAUAACCCCAUUCUGGAGAGGUUCAUUACGCUCUUCAACAGCGUCUCGCAGUGGAUUCAGCUGAUGGUUCUGAGUAAACCCACCGCACCGCAGAGAGCCGCCGUGAUCGCUCACUUCAUACAGGUUGCAGAGAAACUCCUACAGUUGCAGAACUUCAACACACUGAUGGCGGUGGUCGGAGGACUCAGCAACAGCUCCAUCUCCAGGCUGAAGGAGACACAGGCCAACAUCAGCAGCGACACCAAUAAGGUGUUUAACAGUCUGCUGGACAUGCUGACCUCUUCUGGAAACUACAGUCAGUACCGGCGCAGGUUCGCUGAAUGCACUGGCUUUCGUUUCCCAAUCCUGGCCGUCAGCCUGAAGGACCUGAUAGCGGUUCAUGUUGCGCUGUCGGACUGGACAGACGCGCAGAAGACUCAAGUCAACCUGACCAAAACACAGCAACUCUACGCCAUCCUGCAGGAAUUAUCCCUCGUGCAGAGCAAUCCUCCACACAUUGAGGCCAACACAGACCUGCUCAAUCUGCUCACUGUAUCGCUGGAUCAGUAUCACACAGAAGAGGAGAUUUAUCAGCUCUCGUUACAGAGAGAACCCAGAGCUACAAAACCAGCGAACUCAAGCUCUACCUCCAGCCCAGCUCCUAAAAAACUUUCAAUAAUAGAUGACUGGGCAGCGUCGGUCAAACCCAAAGCUGAUCCUGCAAUCAUCAGCAAACACAUCGAGAAGAUGGUGGAUUCUGUGUUCAAGAAUUUCGACACAAACGGUGACGGCUUCAUCUCACGGGAAGAGUUUGAGUGCAUCAGGAAUAACUUUCCUUAUUUAAGCAAGUUUGGAGAACUCGAUACAAAUCAGGAUGGAAAGAUCAGCAGGGAGGAGAUGAUAGAUUAUUUUAUGAAGGCCAGUUCUUUGCUUAAUUGCAAGAUGGGCUUCAUACACACCUUCAUAGAGACCACAUAUGUGAAGCCCACCUUCUGCGAUCACUGCACCGGCUUUAUAUGGGGGUUUUAUAAACAAGGAUACAAAUGCAAAGUGUGUGGUGUGAAUUGUCAUAAAGCGUGUCACGGACGCCUGACGAUCGAAUGCCGGAAAAGAACGAAGAGCAUCAGUCAUGAGACGCCGCCGUCAUUACAGUCCAGAUCAUACAGCUUACCUCUGCCCAGCAAUGCACAAUCAAACCUGCAGAAGACAGUCAUCACAGAAGAGGAUGUGGAGUCGGCUGAACAGGCUGUAUUCGACUGCCACCUUUAAACUGCUGGAGAAUACGCCGAGACGUGGACAUGCUGCUACCUGCUGGACUGAAGCUGCAACUGCAUCCAGAACAGUCAUUUCUUCCAUUCUCCAGCCUGAACUCAAACAUAUCUCAAAAUCUUCAAGAUGAAUGGCGGGAUUUAUCAAUGUGCUGGACGUCUUGUGGCAUCUCUUUCACACACUCUCGAAUAAACGCUGGGUUGUUUUAAAGUUAACAAUUGGGUGGAAAAAAUUAAAUAAUUUAAAUUAGUGCAAAAAUUACACGGUCGCCUCACAGCAAGAAGGUCGCUGGUUUGAGUCCCGGGUGGGUCAGUUGGCAUUUCUGUGUGGAGUUUGCAUGUUCUCCCCGUGUUGGCGUGGGUUUCCUCCGGGUGCUCCGCUUUCCCCCACGGUCCAAACACAUGCGCUAUAGGGGAACUGCACCAUGAUCGCUCACGUCACGUCACGCAACAGAUUGAUUGGUGUAACGUCUUGUAUGCAAAGAGUCACUGACAAUCCUGUACACAGCGCUAAAACAUUUAGUUAUGCGGAAAUUAUUAAAAUAGUUAAAAUAUAGAUAUUUAAAAAAAAAUGUUGAUACUAAAUUAAAAAACUUCUGGCUUUCGAUAUAUCGAUACUCCAGCAUCGAUGUGCACAUCCCUACCACACAGCCCUCAUCAUGGCUAACGCAGACGCUGACACGCACCAUUUAAAAAAUGUAACUACAUAUCGCAACAAAGCAUGGCGCAAGCUCUGUGAUUAGGCUGCAAUGACGAUUGUGGGCGUUCGCUGAGAGCCGUGAGCCCGCUAGAGCGAAUGUUUACAAGUGCCGAGUCCCGUGAAGGAGCUCCAGAUGGAAACUGUUGUUUUAUGUUUACCUUAUAACUAAAGUUGUUGCACGUUUGCCAGUUCCCGCCUUUAAAUGAGCGAGUUUUAGCUACUAGUACAUUACGGGAGCAUUCAGAAAACAGCAAAACACCAGCGAAUAAACUCGACACAGAGGAACAUGACCUACUGCCAGCUAGCAUUUCUGAAGUGUUAUUGCAGAGCAACACAAACAGCACGCAGAAGGGUAAAUGCAUGGCUACGCGUAAGGCAUGCAUGGUGGGUCACGCUGAUCAUUCGACGCAGAAGUAUAGACCAGCCCUUAUGCUAACGCUGAGUAUACAAAGAAGGAGACUUAAAGGUGCUAUGUGAUUGGCUAAGAUGUGAUUCAAGUGACCCAGUUAGUCUUACUGAUGCUGCGUUCACACCAGACGCGGAACGCGCGUCAAAUGCGAGUGAUUUACAUGUUAAGUCAAUGCAAACGUGUGAAUAGACAUCCUGCGGCGCGAUACGCGCAAAUGGCGUGGCGCGAAUGACACGAAUUACGCGAAUGGCGCGAUACGCGCAAAUGGCGUGGCGCAAUUUAAGCAUUUUGCGCGUUUGAUGCACGUUUAGCACGAAUUGCUUGAGUUCGAAAGUCUGAACUUCAGCGGACAUUCGUGCCGCGUAACCAAUCAGGAGCUUGCUCUUGUGGGGGCGUGGUUGUGACGU